Nematostella vectensis (starlet sea anemone) is the source of this 3275-nucleotide messenger RNA. Its product is annotated as ubiquitin carboxyl-terminal hydrolase 20. Lineage: Eukaryota; Metazoa; Cnidaria; Anthozoa; Actiniaria; Edwardsiidae. The coding region runs from base 421 to 2940 and encodes 839 amino acids. The transcript is spliced from 30 exons. The record is from RefSeq and is a predicted model, not a curated record. Gene Ontology annotation, biological process: protein deubiquitination. Gene Ontology annotation, molecular function: zinc ion binding; cysteine-type deubiquitinase activity.
CCCGGGAUCGCGGGCUCUAUUUCGACAUCGCCGCCAUCUUGGGAAAUCUGGGAAUACUGUAUUUGAAGAAAACACCACGAAUUCCAUUCUCCUCUUUACCGCCAUCAAGCUAAAAACUGUUCUGAAUCAAACAAAAACGAAUAUGGGAUAGAUGCAAUAUUGAUCUGGGUACUUCAAAGGCCUUUUUUUACACUUGUCACCGAGCCCAGCAAAUUGGCCUGAUUUUGGUACCACUUGGACCGACAGAAUUGAUUACAGAUAAUAAAUCAAAGUCUUACAUCUACAUAGUGUGUCUCUCAAAGCAAGAUCUUGAUGUGAAGGAUAAGUUUUCGGCUAAUUGGAGAGGAUUUUGUCGAGUGUUUCCGUUGUGUACCUGCCGGAGCUGGCGGUUACCGCUAAGCUGGAUUGGAUGAGAGAAUCAUGCGUUGCCCACAUUUGUCGUCGAUUAAAAAAGUGAAUGUCGAGGACUUGAAAAUGAGGGUAAAGGGUGAGUGUGAUGGAUGUGAAAAACAGCAAGACUUGUGGGCAUGCCUCCAGAGUUGCUGCUCUUAUGUUGGUUGUGGGAGAUGUGGAAGAAACCAUAUUGAACUUCACAACCAGGAAACAGAUCACCAGCUAUGCAUCAACUUGGAAAGCUACAACAUCUGGUGCUUUAGUUGUCAAACAGAUGUUGACCCCAGCAGCACCUCAACAGAGAGCUCGUCAUCGUCCUCUACUACACCCACCAAGUCGCACAAGGUUGGGUGCACAUUAGAGGAAGAAGACUAUUUUGAGCUUGAGCAAGGCCUUAAACCCAGAGGUCUGUGUGGUCUGAUGAACAUCGGCAACACCUGUUACAUGAAUGCUGCAUUACAAGCAUUGUCUAACUGCCCUCCUCUCACUCAGUUCUUCCUGGAAUGCAACACCUGCAUAAGUGAUGCCAAGCAUCCUGGCGUGGCCAUUAAUUAUUACAACGUUGUCAGAGAGCUUUGGUCCAAGAAAAGGUCCAAGUAUAUUGUCCCUACACAGCUGCUGCGCAGUAUACGGGCUGUCAACUCACAGUUCCGUGGAUAUGGACAGCAAGAUGCCCAAGAAUUUCUAAGAUGUAUCAUGGAUCAGCUUCAUGAAGAACUUAAACAACCAAUAACCACACCCGCGAGUGACAGUGAUUCGUCAGAUGAUGAUGACGACCCAAAUAUCCAGGCAAAGUCCAGGUUGCUUGGAGGUACUAGUCUCGUCAGGCAAUCCUCAGGCAUAACAGAGGACGAGGACAUGGAUACUGGGACUGGAAGAAGCGUCAAUAAGUACACGCCUAUCCAUCCACAUGGUACACCCUCAUCAGACACAGAUGAAGAGAUGCAGCUUGAUUCCCAGCAAGCCAGUGUAGUCCAUGACCCAUCAGAAGUUCAGAUUGAUAUUGACAUGGCUGAGGAAGAUGCAAAUUUAUCAGCUAUAGAUAAUUCUAAAGCAAGUAACAAUGAACUAAUGUCCCCUAAAGAUGGAGAAAACAAGAGACCAGUCAGUGCCAAUGACGCAAAGAAGAAUUCAUCUCUCAAUAGGUUCAAACGAUCAACCACAAAGAAAGGUACAGAUAAAAAGAAGACUUUUAACUACCGGAGCAUAAUAACUGACUUGUUUGAUGGCAAAGUCCAAAGCUCAGUGCAGUGUCUCACAUGUAAUAGAGUGUCUUCUAGAAUCGAGACUUUUCAAGACUUAUCCCUUCCAAUUCCUGGUAAAGAUGAGUUAACUGUUAUCCAUGCCUCCCAGUGUGCGCCGCUAGUCACAUGUUCCCGGGGAGGAGAGUUUGCUGAUUUGGACAAGGGGUGGAUGUUGUCUAUUUUUGACUGGGUUCGGAGGUGGUUAUUUGGCCCCCAAGUCUCCCUGCAGGAUUGUCUGUCUGCAUUCUUCUCAGCUGAUGAGCUCAAAGGUGAUAAUAUGUACAGCUGUGAGAAGUGUCAGAAACUCAGAAAUGGCAUCAAACUGUGCAAAGUUCUACAGCUGCCUGAGAUAUUGUGUGUCCACCUGAAGAGGUUUCGUCAUGAGAUGUACUUCUCUUCCAAAAUCAGUCACUUCAUCUCCUUUCCUAUCACUGGGCUGGACAUGAAACCAUUCAUUGUCAAGGAAUCACGAGGCUUAGUAGAGAAGAGCACAUGUUAUGACUUGACAGCUAUCAUCACUCACCAUGGCAACGUAGGAGCUGGUCACUAUAUUGCUUUUGCUAAAAACUACAUCAGCAAUACAUGGUUUGAGUUCAACGACUCCUGGGUGACAGAAGUUUCAGAGUCAUUUGUGUCGAGUGUAGAAGCUUAUGUAUUAUUUUACCGGCGAACAAGCGAAGAAGCUUCAAAGGAAAGACAAUCUUUUGCCAUAAUGAUGAAUAAGGCUAAGAACCAGCCCCGCUGCUAUUUCAUUUCUAAACUGUGGAUGACCAAGUUCCAUACCUGUGUAGAUCCUGGUCCAAUCAGCAAUACAGAUUUCAUAUGUCCACAUUCAGGUAUCCACCCAAGAAAGCAUGAUAAAGUGCGAGAUCUGGUCAUUGCAGUACCAGCUGUCAUAUGGGAACAUCUAACUGAGAGGUAUGGGGGUGGCCCAGCUGUUACCAGCUUGAAGCCUUGUACUGACUGUCAGGCAGAUCUCGAGGAGCUGGAAAGAAGGCGGAACUAUGAAGUUGAAACAUUUAAAAAACUCAACACAGACUUCCCUGCUGCAGACAAUGUAGAUGUUUUUUGUCUCAGUAUGAGAUGGUUUCGUCAAUGGGAAAUGUUUGUUAAAGGGCAGCAAGAAGAUCCUCCAGGACCUAUUGACAACUCCAACAUUAUCAUCAUCAAAGGAAACCAGAAAAUGCUUAGAUCAGCUGCUGAUUAUGGCCAAGUGUCUUCCGAAACCUGGCAAUUUCUGAAUGACACUUAUGGGGGAGGACCAUCUUUUGUUCUAGAAGCAGAGAUGGAGGAUACCAAAUAGCCAAUUCCCUUUUUUAGGGAGGGUGCACUUAAACAAAGAGUUUAGGCCCAAAACUCAACUAUCUGUGUUCAACCUAAGGGUCUAACAGUGCCCCUUAUAUAAAGGUUUAAUCUAAAAUGCAUUUCUCUUUCUUCCCGGGAAAAGCAUGUAUCAAUCAUAACACUUUGACUGGUAUGUAAGUAAUAAUGCUGACAUUAAGCCCUGCCCAUGUACAUACAGUGCUAUUUAAGAAGAGCACCUCUUCCAAAAGAAAUCAAAUUGUAUGAUAAAUGUAUAAUCUUAGUAUUCAUUGAAGUUAUCAUUUAUUGAAGUUAAUAAAGCAACUAUAAAAAACU